Messenger RNA from Galendromus occidentalis (western predatory mite), 1174 nucleotides. RefSeq names its product nudix hydrolase 24, chloroplastic. The record is from RefSeq and is a predicted model, not a curated record. Lineage: Eukaryota; Metazoa; Arthropoda; Arachnida; Mesostigmata; Phytoseiidae. The transcript has a single exon. Bases 74 to 1003 code for a protein of 309 amino acids.
GAACGACGGCAGUGUAGCAAGUGAGCACCGCUUUUCCCGCUCGCUACCCCCGGAGAAACGUUGCCGUCGGCUCAUGGACCGGAUCCGACUUCAGGCUGAACAGCUCCUGAAGGUGCUCCGAAUUUUCAAUGUCAGGAAGACUCUCGCUCUCAAUUCUUAUACUUUCCAAGUGUCAGGCCGCGCGGUCGGCAUCAUCCGGCCAGAGAAUCUCGAGGUUCUGAAGGAAUACACCGACGAGUUCGUACUCGAGGACAGAGAGGUGAAACUGAGAACUUGGAAGAAACCGGACGAAAUCACUGAGAAUCUCAGGAAGCUCUUGAGGGAGCUACAUGAAGCUAAGGCGUUUCCCGCGCUCCGCGCUUGGCGUAAUGAAGAUUUAGAUGUGAAGUUUAAAUUCGGGGGCGAGUCGCUCUUCCGAAUAGAGAGAUCAAUGACCUACAUCUUCGGCUUGAAACGGUAUGGAGUGCACAUUAACGGGUACAGUGUCGACUCCGCUGGAAAUCAGUUCUGUUGGCUGCAGAGACGUGCGCGCACGAAAGCGGAAUACCCUGGGAUGCUGGAUACAUUAGUUGGUGGAGCACUGCCAUCUGGGAGCUCGGUGGAAGAAUGUCUCAUAGGAGAAGCUUCGGACGAAGCGUCCAUACCAAGAGAUCUCGUUGACAAAUCAGCGCGACCUGUCGGUCAUGUGUCCUUUCUCUACGAGGAUCACAAAGGGCUAUCUCCGGAGAUUCUAUUUUGUUACGAUGCGCUGCUCCCGAAAGGAUUCCAGCCGAAAUGUAAGGAUGGCGAAGUCGACGCAUUCGUGAAGGUGCCUUUCGGAAACCUGCUGGACAUUGUUAUCGAUGAAGAAAAGUUCAGCAUCUUGUCGCUGCCUGUUCUCUUGGACUUCCUGAUAAGACACCACAUCUUGGAUCACAGGUUCGGGGAAGCGUACUUCCGAAGCGUAGCCGUAAUCCAUGAAAAUCUCCACGACGAAUACCCAGCAAUGUUAUCCCAAAUCUAGGGAGGAUCCUAACAUGUCUGGAUAGAAGUAAUCUCCUCCUGCUGAUCAUCUGAUUUAUCAUCACAGUCUAACGCAUCUCGGACUUUUUGAGGAAUUUCGAGUCUUCGUUAUUCCUCUGAUGGAUGAACGUUGGCCUCACCAGCUCAGAGUGGAAGCUUCCACCGCUGGGCU